Molecule: messenger RNA, 1742 nt
Organism: Klebsormidium nitens
Lineage: Eukaryota; Viridiplantae; Streptophyta; Klebsormidiophyceae; Klebsormidiales; Klebsormidiaceae
Source: the annotation of a GenBank genome assembly
GUCAUGCAAUGGGAUUGAAACUUGCUUCCUCAACUUGCAAGACUUACAAGGGCAGAUAGGUAGCAUUGGCAGCCGCAACAAGGGCUACCCUCCUGUUCAAAGUUUGAUGAGCAUGGCUGGCAGCAUUGCCGAGUACCUGGGCUGCCCUCUCAAGUAAAGUCAGCAUCUCCCGCUCGGCAUCUCAGAUGCAGGUUGCUGUGGGGUAAUUUUGAAAGAUCUUUGCGCAGCUUUCCAGUCUCUCACAACCUACUUCUAAGUAUUCUAGAGCUAAUUGCAACAGCUUCUCUUGCACACUCCAAAAGUUUCUUUUCACGAGUAGCUUCAAUCUGCGGUGGUGCUCACACCCUUCAGAGUUGCACAGUACGGCUGAAUUUGAGUCCAACUUCCACGCAAAGAAUGAUCAGCAAUCUCUCUCGCGUCUGCCAGGCCAAGGAACCCUCGGGCAAUGCAGAUAGUGGUGCUCCUUGUUGGACCUGGCUGGCCGGCGGUCUGGCGUUCGGCAGCUUGACAUCGUUAGGAGUCGGCUACUACCUUGGAAAGAAAAAGGAGGAGCGUGCUCAGCAGAAGAGAGAGGAGAAGCAGCAGCAGGCCAAGGAGGAGGACGCAAAGUUGCGCCAGAGGACAGUCAUACCGGGGGACUUCAAGGAGUUGAACGAGGGGAUUGUCCGGUUGAUACGCGCGGAAGUUUGCAGUCUGACAGAACAGCUCAGCCAGGCGCUUGAGAAGAAGCAGGCGCUGAUGCGGGAGAAGGAGGCGGUGGAGGGGUGCAGGAAUGCGGAGUGGGGCUGGUGGUCGAAGCAGCUGGGGAUGAAGUCACAUGUUAUAAAGCCAUCAAGACAUGCGCUACUGCACCACCAAAUCGACAUGGACGUUUGUGUUGAGAGGAUCCACGAGUUGAAGAAAAAGAUAGCGGAGCUCCAGUCCUAUCUGGAUCGAGGGGAACCAGUCUUACGGCUGUCUCAGGACCUGGAAAACGCACCAGAGGUCUUUACGUGCCCCAUCACUUUCGACGUCAUGGACUCGCCGGUGGUCGCUUCGGACGGGUACACGUACGAGGAGGGCAGCAUCCGGAAGUGGCUUCGAACGAGCCGAGUGUCGCCCAAGACCAACGAGGAUAUGCAUAGCACUCUGCUGCAGCCCAACAAUUCCCUCCGCCUUGCGAUCAAGAGCUGGCGGGAAGAGGUGCACGCAGGUCACAGCAAGAUGUCCGGAGAAUUGUGACGCUUUAGGAAAAGAUACAUGUGACACUGCCGUGCGGGCUGGCCAUGUUAACGUUGACAUUGGAACUAGAUUAAAGUCAAAUGUUUGCGCUGAAGUCUGGGUCAGGUUGAGUCGAGGUUCUGGUUAGGGCAUUUGCUUUAGUGGUAGGUAAGUGGUCACAUUUGGCAGGCUAGCCAUGUGAUUGUUAAGCUUUGGUAUACGCAGAUCAAGGGACAGCAAAGCCAGUCGAGCUCGUGCAGGUAAUUGGAGUCCACUGACGGCCCGGCCAAUCGUGGCUAAGUAGUGUACAGAAGCUUCUUUGAGUCGUGUAUAUGCAGUCUGUGCCAUAGGCCCGUAGCUUUGAUUGAUAGAUUGAAACGGCAGGUCUGUACAGGUUGGAGGGAUCCCUUAAGUCUUGAUAAAGUUCAAUUCUUGCAGGAGACAAAGUUAUUACUCGAUCCAGACGUACCUCAUGAUCUGGAUCGACCAAUGAAUCAACAAUCUGCGCGAGGCCGGAUUCUGUGCUAGCUCUUGCAUCCAGC